Messenger RNA from Verticillium nonalfalfae, 963 nucleotides. RefSeq lists its product as uncharacterized. Bases 1 to 963 code for a protein of 320 amino acids. Lineage: Eukaryota; Fungi; Ascomycota; Sordariomycetes; Glomerellales; Plectosphaerellaceae. The record is from RefSeq and is a predicted model, not a curated record. Gene Ontology annotation, cellular component: zeta DNA polymerase complex. The transcript is spliced from 2 exons.
AUGCUCACAGACAACGGCAACAUGCAGGCAGAUCCUUCGGAUGAGGACCUGCCUCAGCCCCAGCCCGGUCUAGACAUCCCCCGCCCGCAGGCCCGCUCCCUCCUGCAGACCUUCUGCAGCUUCCUAACCAUGACGCUGCACACGCUCAUCUUCCACCGGGCCCUCUACCCGCGGCCGACGUUCCUCAUGGCGCGGCACAACAACCUCGUCGUGCCCCAAUCCCGCCACCCGGCCGUGUGCGCCUGGAUCAACGACGCCGUGGGCCAGGUGGCGCCGCUGCUGGCCGUGGGCCGCCUGGCCAAGGUGACCAUCAACUUCCACCUGCCGCGCACCCUCCAGGUCGUCGACCGGUGGGUCAUUGACGUGAGCCACUUCCCGGCCUGGAUCGACGAGGACGACGUUGCCGUUCUCGCGGGCGGCGGCCAGCAGCAGCAGCAGCAGCACGUCAGCAGCCGGGGCAGGGAUCGCCUCAUCGUCGCAUGGGAGCAGCAGGAGAAGAGGCGCACACGCGCCCGCCGGGAGGACGAGGCUGAGAGGGAGCUCGCCGAACUCGAGAGGGCCGUCAACUGGGUCGACGUCGACGAGGCCGUACGCGGCGCCCUCAGCAGGAUCGGGAGCGCAGCCGCGACAAAGGGCCCUCUGCCCGAGGACAGUACCUUCACCGUGGCCGUCGAGCUGCGCGAGGAUGCCCCUGUGCCCAUUGGCCAUCCCCAACACUGGAUCCCCUCGGACCCGUCACUGCAGUAUGGCGCCGACCCGCUGUCCGGCACACCCCGAGGUGAAGCUUCGACAGAGGGUCCACGCGGCACAUCGACGAUACCUCUGCGCACAGUUGACGCGGGCCCUCUUUUUUGGGAGUGCUGGGUCGAGGAGUGCCCGUCAGUACAGCCUACAGAAACAGUGGCAGCAGCACCAGCACCACCAUCACAAGAAGACAGCGCCCGUCAAUCAAAUUCGACAUGA